AAACCUGCACGUGCCUGAAGGUUUCCACCAGAAGCAGCUUCCGACGCGCAGACUGAGAGUUUCAACAUGAACCUUGAUGUGCCUCCAUCUGUGCUGCUGUUCAGCCUCUGCCUCCUCUUCCUGCCGUCACUCGCUACACUUCACCACGAGUCAGAUGAUUCAAAACUUCUCCAGGUAACCAUCCCCAUAAACCCGCCUGUGAUUGCUGUGCUGGGGGGCUCUUUGACUUUACCCUGCCUGGUGUCGCUGGCCCUCCCUCCUCCGUCCCCCUCCACCAACGGCCGUCACGCCGUGCUGACUGUGCCUCGGGUCAAAUGGAGCGUCCUGACUGAAGAUCGGGAGACAGAAAUCCUGGUGGCCCGCGGCGACCGGGUCAGAGUCAGCGAGGCCUACAAAGACCGAGCGUCGCUGCUCAAUUACGCCUACUCCCCUGCAGACCUGACGCUGCGCCUGCAGAACCUGAGGCAGAACGAUACCGGGUUCUACCGCUGUGAGGUCCAGCAGGGCCUGGAGGAUGCCGACGAUGUGGCUCAGGUCAAGGUCAAAGGAGUGGUGUUCCAUUAUCGCGACGCUUCCAGCCGAUAUGCUUUCACCUUUGAGCAGGCCAGGAAGGCCUGCGAGGAGAUCGGGGCUGAAAUAGCCUCCCCAGAGCAGCUGCUUGCAGCCUAUCAUAGUGGAUAUGAGCAGUGUGACGCAGGCUGGCUCUCAGACCAGUCUGUCAGAUAUCCCAUUCAGAUGCCAAGAGAGGGCUGUUUUGGAAACAUGGACGGCACGCCGGGUGUAAGGAACUACGGGCUGCUGGAACUUGAUGAGCUCUAUGACGUCUACUGCUACGUGGAGAAUAUUCAUGGUGAGGUGUUCCAUGGCUCCGCCCCCCAGCGUUUUACCUUCGGGGAGGCCAAGGCGUAUUGUGUGAGUCACGGUGCGGAGCUGGCCUCCACAGCUCAGCUCUACGCAGCCUGGAGCGAUGGACUGAACCACUGCAGCCCAGGCUGGCUGGCUGACGGGAGCGUACGCUACCCCAUCGUCAUCCCCAGAGAGCGCUGUGGAGGUGGCGAACCUGGCGUUAAAACCAUCUACAGAUACAGCAACCAGACAGGCUUCCCAGAUGUUCACUCUCAACACGACGUCUACUGCUUUAAUAGUGAUUACAGCCCUUACACCGAGUCUCCCCAGGGUUUUCUCGCCACUGAGCCAGAGGACAUUGGGCAAGACAUUAUUUUCCUAACCACUCAACAGGACGUCAGUCUGAGCGAGACGAUGUCAAAAGAGACGGAAGAGAUGAAUAACGCUCCAACAUAUGAUCCGACAAAGCAGCACAACGAGGCAGCGGUAAAAGAAAACCCUCCCCAGUUUGUCGCUCCCUCGUCUAAGCCUCGGGAGAACCCCUCCACCAAAGAUACAGGGGAGCUGGUAAAGGUCAGCCACCCCGACUCCUUUCAGCUGGCGCCUGAAGAAGACCCACACACAGAUCGUGAAGUUCCUCCAACUUCUCCAUCGUUUGAUGGUCUCUCUGUGGAUAACGAAACUUUUCUCACAACAGACGGAACAACGUUUGAAAGCACGCCGCCCACAGAGGAGCACAUUUCUGAAGCUAAAAGCCCAGACUGGUUGGUUUAUAGUCCCACGUCUGAAGCUGAUCUGGACGAAGAGCAUCAUGAGGGGAGCGACCUUCCUGUUUCACAAGAAGACCACACGACUGACGUCGCCUCGGAUCAUCCUUCUGUUACCGAGUCUGCUGUUUUAGGAAAGUUAGAAGAAGUCACCACUGACUCUGUUGUUGAGAGUUCCCCUCACACCGAGGAAGGUGGCGCUCGCUCCACCACCCCGCUGCCUUCAAUCACUAACAGCACGUAUGAAGAUCAGUCAGUAGAGUCUGAAGAGGAGACCAGAGACCUCACAGAUGAUAAUCUGAUGGAUUUGAACAUCUCUUCCAUCGCUGAAGAAGUCCCUGCUUCUAACUCGAGUUUCGACCCCAUUCAUGAGUCUGCUGUUAUGGUAAAUCACGACGACGACGACGAUGAUGAGGAGGAGUUCAAACACACUUCAGAUGGUCCGACAGAGCAGAGUGGAUAUGCGGAUCCUGUAGAAAUCCCAAGAGCAGAAGUCGUCCAGCUCACAGCUGAAAUAAACUCCAGCACUGAUGCUUCUGUUUUAAUAAAGAAGCUGUUUUCAUCGCCGGUCUCUGUAACUGUGUCUCCAUCGUCUGUGGAGGUUGAAGCCAGCUCUUCAGAGGCCGUAACGUUCCAGCAUGAAAGUGAUUUUUCAUCUGACGCUGAACCCCAGGAGGAGACUCGGGAUGAAACUGACCAGGAGGAUUUAGAAGAAAGCCCAUCAGUCCAGAACUUCACAGACGAUGGUUCAGGCGAGGGAGAAAGAGAGGAGGCGCAUGAAUCUUCGUGGGAAACGCCCCAAAGAAAAUCGGAGCUUUUUCUGACAAACCCGACUCUGUCCGCAGACCACACCUCUGAGGGAAUUAUUGACGAGGCUGGGACUAACGCACCGCCACAGUCAAAGACAAAAAUCACGCUGGUUCCUCAUCAGAGCUUCACCCCCAGCUGGGAGCCGGAGCCUUCGACCCAAACACCCGAGGAGUCUCUGUCGGAUCGGGAAUACAGCGCUGAGCUUCCUGUCCACGAGGAGUCUGACGAGAUCUCCCAGGAGCAGAGAUUCACCACAGCAGCAAGCAAAGCCCGCGCAGAACCUGUAACAGAGGGCCACGAAGCAGACCCCACCACCGAUGAGCCCUCAGGUAACAUCUGCACAUGGCUUCCUGAGGAGGAGGAGGCGUCCAGGUCAGCCUUCACCACCAACAGUGACGUGACCAUCACUGCCCCCACCGUCCACCCUGAGCAUUUUGGGGACGUUGUCAGGGAGCAUACGGCCAUGGGGCCCUCCCUGCCUGCUGAGAAGGUUUCUGCCACAAGCCAAGGAGACUCUUGCCUGGACAAUCCUUGUCUUAAUGGAGGCACUUGUGUUGACGGUGAAUCUUUACGGUGCUUUUGUUUACCUGGUUAUGGAGGACACUUCUGUCAAACAGAUAUGGAGGAGUGUGAGCCCGGCUGGGACAAGUUUCAGGGCUUUUGUUAUCAUCACUUCAGCAGACGGCAGAGCUGGGAGGCGGCGGAGCAGCACUGUCGGCUGUGUGGAGGACAUUUACUCUCCGUCAUGACUCCCGAGGAGCAGGACUACGUCAAUGAUAAAUACAGAGAAUAUCAGUGGAUUGGACUAAAUGACAGAACCAUUGAAGGAGACUUCCGCUGGUCUGAUGGAAACCCUCUGCUUUACGAGAACUGGUACAAAGGUCAGCCUGACAGCUACUUCCUGUCCGGUGAGGACUGUGCAGUGAUGGUUUGGCACGAUGGUGGCCGAUGGAGCGACGUGCCAUGCAACUACCACCUGUCGUACACCUGCAAGAAGGGCGCCUCCUCCUGUGGGGACCCCCCUCGGGUUCCCCACGCUCAGGUGUACGGGAAGAAGCGGUUGCGUUAUGAGACCAACAGCAGGGUGCGGUACUACUGCAAGGAAGGCUUUGUGCAGAAACUGAAUCCUGUUAUUACAUGUUUGCCUGGUGGUCAGUGGGAGGAGCCUCAGACUAUCUGCACGCCAACUCAUAAGUCAGAGGCAGACUUUGUUACCUCAGAGCCUAACCAGCGUGAAGACAGCACGGGCGCAGCUGCACAGAAAGCAGCUCCGCUCUUCUGGGACAUUAAGUGGAGUUCUUAAAGCCACCCUGUCUUCUAAAUGCAAAGAAAACAUCAUCCGUCCAUUUUUAUUCUACUUUUCUAAUGUCUCAGUUGAGUUUCCUUUAGAACUCCUUCAUUACGACUGAAUGUAUGAAUAAAAUAUUGUGUU
This is a messenger RNA of Nematolebias whitei (Rio pearlfish), 3855 nucleotides long. It is a transcript of the gene bcan, whose product is annotated as brevican. The coding region runs from base 67 to 3726 and encodes 1219 amino acids. Gene Ontology annotation, biological process: cell adhesion. The record is from RefSeq and is a predicted model, not a curated record. Lineage: Eukaryota; Metazoa; Chordata; Actinopteri; Cyprinodontiformes; Rivulidae. The transcript has 15 exons. Gene Ontology annotation, molecular function: hyaluronic acid binding.